Molecule: messenger RNA, 686 nt
Organism: Ceutorhynchus assimilis (cabbage seed weevil)
Lineage: Eukaryota; Metazoa; Arthropoda; Insecta; Coleoptera; Curculionidae
Source: the annotation of a GenBank genome assembly
UUCUUAUCAGAGGAUAGGUACUAUAAAAACCUAAGACUGUUUAAUUGCAAGCACAGUUUCAGAUUGAUAACUGACAAAACAAAAAAAAUACAAAAAAAAUGGCACUUAGAUUUGUUGCUGUAUCUUUGGCUGUAGCUUUUGUAGCUCAACAGGCUAACGCGGGGUGCCUUUUUGAAAAACUGGCAUGCCUAAGUAAAAAAGCAACAUGUCAAAAGGACCAAACAAGUUUUCCUUACAUACCUACUCCAACUAAAACCACCCAGCACCCGGAUGUUGAUUUUACCGUGGCGAUUCCACAAGAAAUUCCACUCGGUAACCAUUGCCAAUGCCGGAAAUACGCAGUAGUACCAAAAAUUGUACCUGUGGAUCCUGCUCCAACAACUCCAGCUCCAGCUUAUGGUCCAGCUUAUGGUCCAGCUUAUGGUCCAGCUUAUGGUCAAGCUUAUGGUUCAGCUUAUGGUUCAACUCCAGCUUGUGUCCCAGCUUGUGCCCCAGCUACUGGUCCAGCUUAUGUUCCAGCUUAUGCUCCAGCUUGUGCUCCAGCUCGUGCCCCAGCUCCUACUUUCGGGCAUGGUUUUGAUAUGAGCAGCUUGUUCCCAUCUUGUGAUGAAUCCGGUAAUGCUCCAGCUUGUGAUAGCUGCGAAUAAAAUUUGAAAUUGUUCUAAAGAAAUAAAGACUUAUUUUCC